Molecule: messenger RNA, 4537 nt
Organism: Centropristis striata (black sea bass)
Lineage: Eukaryota; Metazoa; Chordata; Actinopteri; Perciformes; Serranidae
Gene: nek7
Product: NIMA-related kinase 7
Exons: 10
Coding region: 469-1380 (303 amino acids)
Biological process (GO): protein phosphorylation
Molecular function (GO): protein kinase activity; ATP binding
Source: RefSeq, a predicted model, not a curated record
AGAGAGAAAUAAAGAGUAGAGAGAGAGACUGGAGCCACAUGGGGACCAGUAAACAGGCUGGUGUUGAAUUCCAACAAUGUGGGAAACAGCAAACACUUCAGUCAGUCCAAGAGGAAACCUCAGUCGCUGGGGUGCCUGUGCGCAGUGGCAGCAGGGCUGUGUUCCCCGGGUCUGAUGGGAGGACGGUGGGCGGGUUGACACCACAGAGCUACAGGAAGCAGGGGCUGGAGCAGAAACACAAACAAACACAGCCAGCCCUGCUCAGUUUUGGAGCUGCGAGAUGAAGAAUUCUGGAGAACGUCACGGCCCCGUGUUGACAAGAAUUUCAGGGGUUUGCUGCUGGGCUGCCGGUGACUGGAAUGCAUCUUAUCGGUAAUGUGAGUGUAAGCAAAGCCUGAUCAGGGACCUUGUUCCAACAGAAUUGCUUCACUCUCUUCCAGAGGUGUAAAGGAUCAAGCUCCUAACACCAUGGAUAUGGACACGCAGCCACAAGGACAGCAAGCAGCCGUGCCAGUCUUUCAACCCCAGAAACCAUUGCAACCAGACAUGGGCCAUAACUCCCUGGCAAACUUCCAGAUUGAGAAGAAAAUUGGACGUGGCCAGUUCAGUGAGGUGUACCGGGCGAGGUACCUGUUAGACAACACAUCAGUGGCUCUGAAGAAAGUCCAGAUAUUCGACUUGAUGGAUGCCAAAGCUCGGCAAGAUUGCAUCAAAGAGAUAGAUCUCCUUAAGCAAUUGAACCAUCCCAAUGUGAUAAAGUAUCAUGCAUCUUUUAUUGAGGACAAUGAGCUGAACAUAGUCCUGGAGCUAGCAGAUGCAGGAGACCUCUCACGUAUGAUCAAGCACUUUAAGAAGCAGAGGAGGCUUAUCCCAGAGAGAACAGUGUGGAAGUACUUUGUCCAGCUCUGCAGUGCGCUCGAACAUAUGCACUCCCGGAGAGUCAUGCACAGAGACAUCAAGCCAGCCAAUGUAUUCAUCACAGCUACAGGAGUAGUGAAACUAGGAGACUUGGGACUGGGACGAUUCUUCAGCUCCAAAACAACCGCUGCUCACUCACUAGUGGGUACUCCUUACUACAUGUCACCGGAGAGGAUACAUGAAAACGGAUACAACUUCAAAUCUGACAUCUGGUCGCUAGGAUGCCUGCUCUACGAGAUGGCAGCCCUGCAGAGUCCGUUCUAUGGGGAUAAGAUGAACCUUUACUCCCUUUGUAAGAAGAUAGAACAGUGUGACUACCCCCCUCUUCCCUCAGAUCACUACUCAGAGGAGCUAAGGAACUUGGUAGAUAUGUGCAUCAACCCUGACGUGGAGAAGAGGCCGGACAUCGCCUACGUGUACGACAUUGCCAAACACAUGCAGAACAUGACACAGGGCAGCUAAGCCCAGAGUUACACACAUAAAGCUUGCAGAACUCCUCCCCACUUCCCCUACUUGCUUUUCAUGCUGGACUCAUACACAUCUAUCAGCUUUUAUACAAUAACUAACUCCAGAGUUUAGCUCCUUGUGAUAAGUAGUGCGUGUAACAGAUUUAUUUUCAAGUUGAUGGCACAGUCUGUAGCAUGACUGACACCCAAACCUUUUCUGCCCUAGGAUAAAGAUUAUGGAGAUUAUACUUUUUUUCUUCAGAUGGACCUCCCAUUCCUUAGACUUCAAUAAUGUUACAGCACUGAAAAUCAGUGUAUUGUAACUCACUGGUGUUAUUUACUAUGGCUUUAAAAAGCACGUCCUCUGUAUGUUCAUGUAGUGAAGCAAAGCUGCUAUGAGCAGUUGCUAUGUAAAGGCCCCCACACACCGCCUCGACGAGCUCUUGUUCGGCGAUUCUGUCGCCUCUCGUCGGACACAGUCGGGUGAAAUAAAGCAGUGAAACACACUGCCACGACGACUGCCGACUACACAGCAGCCUGUAAGUUCUGCGCUUGCGCGAGAUGCAAUUAGUCUCCCUAACAAUGGGUGGCGCUAGUCUUGUGACUGUAAUCCAAAACAUGAAAACAGGAAAUGACGUAACGGAGAAACCAUAGAAGUAACCAUGGAGAUUAAAAACAAAGCGCACACAGCAUAAAGCUUAUUAUUAGUUUUGAGAAGACGUUUUGGAAAACAAAGCUUCGCCGCAAAAUGGUCGCUCCGGCUGAGCUGAUGGUCGCGUUGUCUGCUCUCGGACUCGUUCUUGCCCGAAGACGUGGCAGGAGGGAAAAAGUCACUUCCGCCCCUCCCCCACACCGCGCUGAUUCGCUAGAGCACCGCCAAUCAGAUCCGCCCAUAGCUAGCACACAGCCAAUCAGAGGACCCGACGAGAUUACUCUCCCGAUGGCCGACGCUCCCAGAUUGAGCAUGUCGAAUUGGGCCCGACAGCUUCCGUGCUUCCCCGACGCAGAUGAACACACCAAACAGGCGCGUACCCGAUGUCGUCUGACUGUCCCCGACACCCGACAGUCGGGCCGGUGUGUUCCUGGCUUAAAGCAGAUGAACUGAAAAAUCGGAAAAUUAGUUUAAACAAAAAGGCAAAAUGAUGUGUUACUUGUUACCUAUCCUCAAAACAGUUAAUCAAUGCAAAUAUAAAGAAUAUAUAAAAAUUACAUAGAAAGUUUGGCGGGUUUAAUGAGACCUACGGUCAGCAAAUGCCACAAAAAGCCCAUUAAGACUUUGAGAACAAUAUUAAAAUUGGAGUGAAGAGAUUUUCACUCAACGGCGGCAAAACUGAGAGACGUAACAGAGUGUUAUUGAUGGUUGAAGUGUUGUUGUGUUGCACUUUUUACCCUGGCGCUGGAAGGCUGGCAGGGUGAUCAUGUCUAAUGAAUGUAUUAGGAGAGGAAGGAUCAUUUAGAGGGUUGACUAGAGACAUGCUGGGGGGAGAACAUGGGCAAAUGUCUCCACAACACUUUGAAUGUAAGUCGUUUUGACACCUACGUAUUGUCUUUGAAAAAUUCAGUAUGUCUCUGUUUUGACAGCCUAGAAGGAGUGGUAGGAGCUGUAACAAAAGCAGUUUUUUUUACGUCUGCUGUUUACCUUAGUCACUGACACCAAAAGAUUUCCUCCGUGGUUCAACUUAAGCAAGGUGUUUUUUGACAUCACAAUGAAGACAUGAACAAAAAAAAAAGUCAAAACGCAUAGUUCUCCAUCAUGGUCCAGUGGCUGCGUUUGACCCACCAGAAAGUUCGCCUAUGUGGAUUUGUGAUCGUUAAUGUUGCUGUGUAAGUGUGCAGUGUAGUUGUCUUGUUGAGUAACAAAUACAUUGAAGAGAUCGCAGAUCCGUGCCUUGUGUUGCCGUCCAUGUCAUGAGUCAAUCACAGCGUGCCUACCUUCCUUAAGUCAUCAGUUGAGAUACCAAAGAGAGCAGUUUAUAUAUGUAUAUGUUAAGGUGUCUUUUAUGAAAAGUAUAUCAAAGAGUUGUACUGAAAAAAGAAACAAGCACCAAUGGGACUCAUUUUGUUUUACUGUACAUAGCGAAGAAGUUCCUAUAGGUUUAAUACUGUAGGGUCUUAGUGACCCUUUAUUCAUUUUGGAGGAAGGAAACAGUGGUAUAUAUGUAUUUUUUCUCUUUAUUUUUUUUUUUUUUUUUACAGUAAAUAGGUUUACACCAGUGGGUCACAGAUGACCAGCACUGACUACCACUGGUUUACAUAAUGACAGUGAUACCACAUGAAAGGUAUAGUAAGUAAAUGAUGAUUGAUGACUCUUUAUUUCAAUGUCUUGAAUUCUCUUUUAACAUUAUCAAAUAGCCUGUUAACCGCUCAUUGAAAUUAUUGUACAUGUAUGCCCAUGUUUCUCCUGUUUGUUUUUUUAAAUUAACAAUACUAUUAACAUGUGUUCUAUAUAAAAUCAAAGCUUAUAGGCGCAUAAAAUGUAAGUUAUUUUCUUUUGGUCAACAAGAUAUUUUCAUAGUAGUGUGUUCAUAAUAGGUAUUUGUCUGAGACUUGCAAUACAGUGUUUGCAAUUUUUGUUUGCAACUCUACACUAUCUGAAUUCUUCUUCACCAUCAGUGCUGUUUAUCUUCUAUCUCUGCCUUCUGUAAACAACAGCAUCUGUAUAGCAGCAAAACAUUUUCGUAUUUAAAGCACUUUUAGAUACUGAGUUUUGAUGCUAUACAGAACUCCUUAAAUAAAUUGGUAGUAAUUAACAGCAGAAUACCAAAAAUGUGGAUGCUUUUGUAUGCAUAAAUGCAUAUUUUUUUGCCUUUAUCCAUCACCUUGUUAGUUAAGAACAUGCAGUACUGUAUGUGAUGCAAAGUCAUGUUUUAGCUGUUUGUUUGUUUUUUUUGUUUUUUUAAUUCUCACUGGGAGGUUUAUAACACACAGUGCAAAGUCACUUUAAGGAUUAUGGCCAUUAAUGGUAGGGAGUGUCUUUAUGUAACGCGGCUCAGUUUACUUUUCCACAGGCCAUCUGAAGUUGGUAUUAAAGAGUCCAGGGGUUUUCCAGAAAGUCAAAUAAUAUUUAUUCUUUUGGUAGUUUGGUUGUUUUUCGCAACAUUUCAUGUCAAAUUAAAGACCCACAUCACAAAAGCCUUGUAUGCUUACUAAAUGUAAUAAAGCUUUCAAAUUUC